AUGCAAGUCGAUUGGGUCGAAGAUUUGAUGGACUCUGCUGCGGAUGCUAGUAAGGAAGGACGCUAUGAUCGUUUCUUGUCGGAGGGUACUAUGUUUUUUGUGGUGGUUGUUUGUGGCGUUUUAGAGGUAGGGGUAGAGAGCGGCAAGGCCGAGAGGGAGGAAGAGGUUGAAUACACGGCUGCGGCGCAUGCAGGUUUCUUUUGGUGGGAGUUGAAAGGGUUCUUUCAGAGUCAGAGUCUGCGUCCAGGUCUGUCGCGUUUAUUGGCAUCCAAUAUGGUCAAAUAUGAAAAGUCAACUCGUGCCUGUCAAAGAAGUUCGGUGCAUAUCGACAACCAGGUCUAUAGAUUCGUUAGCUACCGCCAUGAUGGGAACAAAGAGAGCCAUACUCGGGAAGUCUCCACAAUAAGAUGUCAACCGAUGAAUCAAAAGCCGUCUGACCUCACGUUGAUAAGUUUUGAAGACCACGACCCUCCCUUUGCCUAUUGCGUCGUGAAAGACAGUUCAGAGGUGGGAGAGGGUCUAAGUCCUUGUGAGCGUGCGUCCCAGCGCCUUCAAGAGAGACGACUGACAGGAUGUGGGUAUGACCAGGGCAGAGGUACCCGGAGACGAUGGAAACGAGUCGACGAUACGGUGAUCAAGAUUCAAGAAAUGCGGUCAAAUUGCGCUGAUAGGGCAUUUCGGAUGAGACAGCUGAGUGGGAGAAGGACAGAUGGAUUGGCGUGGAUUGUGAUGCUCCGGAGAGACUUGACAGUCGAGGAGCGCCAAUUCAAUUUCGACAUCGAGCGAGCCUCUCCAGUCCGUUCGCACUGCAAAUUCACUCCAGCUCGAAGACAUCUGGGCGGUAGUAUCCGCUACACGGUGGCGACUCUCCAUCCCAUCCACAUGAUUUCCAACCAACGAGUCCGAGGCUCGUUGAAGUUCCAAUCCCUUGAAAAGACGGAUUCUCAACCGGGACACGUCGAAAAACUAGGGAAACAUCCCCCAACUUGUUUGGGAGCACCCGGAAAGUCAGAAGGCAUAUCACGGUUUGGACAGGAACUUACGCUGGUCAUGGAGAAUAGCAUUGGAAACCCUCAGGUGUAUUCUCGUGGAAAUCCCCCAUCUCUGGUCCCAAUGAGCAUUCCAACCUCCCCUGCUGACCAUCACAUGCUUUCAGCAGCGAACGCCAUACCCUCUGGCUCACCUUUUGCUUCGCACGCAUCUUCCACGGCUUAUCCAAGCCCUCUUUCAGCCACCACCCCAUCGGCCGCUUCGCGUACACCUCAAACAGCCCAUCUCAGACCUCCCGAGGUGGCUGUUUCAUCCGCCAGCUCAUCGACUGCCCUCCAACAAUAUCUUCUCUUCCGCAACACAAAUGACGGCGGCCACGGCCACGUCACCCCUCCCCAGCAACAAUCGACCACGGACAACCACGAACGAUCACAACAUGAAAACACAACCACGCAACAACCACGGCAGAACAACAGCACACGACGAGACACGACCAUUACCAAACAAGCAAGGUCCACGUCGCCGGACGGUGAAGAUGACCUGGCAUGUCAAUGGACGUGCCAUGACAUCCAGACUGUGAUGAUGCAUGUCGUCGUCACUGUCCACGUCAAUCCAGAAAAAAUGUGCAGGGAUUGA
Molecule: messenger RNA, 1626 nt
Organism: Laccaria bicolor S238N-H82
Lineage: Eukaryota; Fungi; Basidiomycota; Agaricomycetes; Agaricales; Hydnangiaceae
Exons: 13
Coding region: 1-1626 (541 amino acids)
Source: RefSeq, a predicted model, not a curated record